Molecule: messenger RNA, 1131 nt
Organism: Coffea arabica (coffee)
Lineage: Eukaryota; Viridiplantae; Streptophyta; Magnoliopsida; Gentianales; Rubiaceae
Source: RefSeq, a predicted model, not a curated record
AUGGCAACUGCCAUCAAUCGCUUGGAGUCCCACGCUUAUGGAAAGUUACCCUCACAACCUGAAGUAAAUCCCAGGAAUGUAAGUGCCAUGACACUGAGGAGUGGCAAGACACUGGAAGGGCCUAAAGAGGGAAAUUUAAAAAGCAAGAGUGAGGAGGAGAUAGAAAAGGAAAUUGAGGAGGAAGGAUGUGUUCGUGAGGAUCCUAAGGUUGGAAAAGACAAAAAGGGUAGAGAAGGAAAAGAGCUCUUAGAUGUGUUUCGAAAAGUGGAGAUCAACAUUCCCCUGUUGGAUGCAAUCAAACAGAUACCGAAAUAUGCCAAGUUCCUAAAAGAUUUGUGCACCCACAAAAGGAAGCUAAGGGGGGACGAAAGAGUAUCGGUGGGAGAAAACGUGUCAGCUAUACUCCAAAGGAAACUCCCACCAAAAGUGGAGACCCAGACAAUCUAUGUUUCUCUUAAUCUUGACCCAUUAAAAGGCACAGGCAUUAUAAUCCAACUUGCAGACCGUACCAAUGCUUAUCCAGAGGGGUUAGUUGAAGAUGUUUUGGUACAGGUCAAUGAGUUGGUCUUUCCUGCAGAUUUCUAUGUCUUAGACAUGGGAGAUGAAAGGGCAUUAAGUCCAUCACCUAUUUUGUUAGGUAGACCAUUUUUAAGCACUGCUAGGACAAAAAUAGACGUGAAUGAGGGCACUUUGUCGAUGGAGUUUGAUGGUGAAAUUGUAAAUUUCAAUAUCUUUGAUGCGAUGAAAUACCCGGAUGAGGCUAACUCUGUUUUUGCUUUGAGCAUUAUUGAACCUCUUGUACAUGACACAUUUGAAUUGAAUAGGGGCGAUGCACUGGAAGUGGCAUUGGCCAAACAUCUUGAGUUGGAGCAACUCUUGAGAUAUGAGCUUACUUCUCUCUUUGUACCAGAAACUCAAACGAAAUUGUUGCCUUCUAUUGUGCAGGCACCUGAGUUGGAGCUCAAGCCUCUCCCAAAGCAUUUGAAAUAUGCUUUUCUCGGGGACAAAGAGACAUUGCCAGUCAUCAUAUAUGCAUACCUGUCACCAAGGCAAGAAGACAACCUGAUUCGUCUUCUUCGAGAUCAUAAGGAGGCGAUUGGGUGGAGGCAUAGCAGACAUCAAGGGAAUUAG